This is a messenger RNA of Saccostrea cuccullata (small rock oyster), 499 nucleotides long. RefSeq lists its product as uncharacterized. The transcript has 4 exons. The record is from RefSeq and is a predicted model, not a curated record. The coding region runs from base 1 to 444 and encodes 147 amino acids. Lineage: Eukaryota; Metazoa; Mollusca; Bivalvia; Ostreida; Ostreidae.
AUGUCACUUGUUCUGUACCACCUAAAGAAAACCAGCAAUGUAAGCAAUUCUCGUACUUGGUCCUGCAUCGAAGCUUCAGGACUAUUGAUAUUUAUCUCUGCAUGGAUUCUCUUAUGGCUUUGGUUCUUCCCAGAAACAUGUUACUGGUGGUGGUCCCUAUAUUCUUCUGGCUUUUGUGCAUUGAAUUGGAUUCUUGAACCAGAGCCAUGUGAACCUGGUCCACCUGUACCUCUCAUUGAAGACCUGUUAACAUCACCAGAAUUGACAUUGUCACUGAAGAAACGACUGAUGUCGGCUUACAAUCUGGAGUCCAUCAAGGCUGUUGCAUGGGGUAUCACUCAUGAAGAUGAUGCUUUGAGAAAGUAUGAAAAGGACUUUGACGCAGCUGUAGAGCAGUCAGGUAUACAACACAAAAUAAUAUUCCUUCAACCUCUGACAUGUUAACAUUCAUUGUGUCAAAAAUAACAGGACUUAUCCUGGUGACAAACAGAAAUCAAUU